Molecule: messenger RNA, 1879 nt
Organism: Ectocarpus sp. CCAP 1310/34
Lineage: Eukaryota; Phaeophyceae; Ectocarpales; Ectocarpaceae
Source: the annotation of a GenBank genome assembly
UCGUGGGCACUUGGUCGAGACAGAGAUAGAGACAGACGGAUGGAGAACACGAACAGCAGCCACGAUCUGUCGUUCGAUGUCGUCGGGGUACUGCCGACCUUCCCGACAACCACACCACUCGAACCCAGCCUCAUCGGUUCGCACACACGCAAAGCGCGGCCUCAGUCCCACCAUUCGUAUGCCCUGGGAGGGGAAGGCAUAGCAUUAGGCACAGGUGGGAGUACAGAAUCUGGUCUUGAGCAAGGGUUCGAGCGAGAAAGCUACGACUCAGAUGAAGAACUGGAAGCGAUCCGAGGAUCGGUGCGCAGUCUCCGCGCGCAGCGGGCUGCCGUGGAGAAGCUGAAGGAGAAGGCACGGCUGCAGGAAGGUACGGCAGAAGUGCUCAAACGCAAGCUUCGGGAAGCGGAGGAAAAAGUUCGUGAGCUCAGGGCUCAGGGAGGACGAGAUGUGGUGCGACGCCUCAUGGGCGAGGUGACCGAGCUGCGUGCUCGGCUCAAGGCCACUUCGACGGCCUUUCAGACGCGGGAGAACAGCGUAGCCGAGCUGCGGGAAGCCGUGCAGACCCUGACCCUGGAUUUGCGCGCGGGACAGGAGAAAGCGAGAGCGCAGUCUCGAAAGCUCGAACAGCAGGUGACUAUCGCCCGCUUGGAGGAAUCUUGUGCGAGGUGCGAAGAGAGGGCAGAGAUGGCGGAGAAAACAGCGGAGGACAAGUGCGCUGCCUCUGGCCGCGAGUUGGCGUCGCUGUCAGCGCUCUUGAGGGAGGCCAACGCCACUCUCGACGCGUCUAAAGGGAGCAUGCAAGCCACAGUGGCGAAGCAGGCGGAGAAACUCGAAGCUGCCCGCAAGGAAAAGGAGUCUCUGCUGUUCGAGAAAGACCAGGCUCAGGAACGUGUGAAGGAGCUCACGUCCAUGUGCGAACGGCAGCGGUCGAAGCUCGCCGAUGCCGGGCAUCGCGCCAGAGAGCUUGAACGAUUGGCUUCGGCUGCGAAAAAGGAAACCAGGCUGGCGCAGGAGCAGGCGGCAAAGCUGAAGUCGGAGUUGUCUGCGGCUGACAAGAGAAGGAGGGAGGAGGAUGCCGGCGCCACGAUAAAGCUCAGGACUGCUGCUCGGCAGGUGGAAGAGCUGCGGUCUGAGGUGGUUCUGGUGAAAUCGGAGGCCGCGGAAAAGGCGCGACAGCUCGUCAAGCAUCGAGAUGAGGCAACACGCGAGACCUUCAACAAGUCGCACUUGUUGCCUCCACCGCUUUAUGCCGCGUUCCUCAAGAUGUCCGCGUUCCGCGAGGACGUCAGCAAACUGCGAGAGGCGGCGGUGCAGCAGGGAGACAUGCGACAGGCAGUGCGGGACCGAGAUGAAACCAUCAGAGGUCAGGAUGAGGGCCACCACAUUUGCUACAUACAUGUCACGCGGAUAGGCCCGCUUCCCUCAUGCGCCGAAGAAGAAAACAAGCUCCGAUCGACGCUUCAACCCGCGCAAUACCAGGAGCUUCGCAGCACGCGGCGACAAGGACGGAAACAGGCCGUUCUCGAGCACGCGCCACCGACGGGAAGCGAUCGCCGCCUCACGCGCGACAAGCCCUUGAGCCGGCACGCCACCAUGCGUAGUAUUCGGACCAACGGAGAUUCCCAUCGCAGCAGCGCCAACAGCUCUUUGAAGGGUGAGGCGUGCGUCGCUCGCGAGGAAGAGAAGGUGUUCGGGGAUAGCGAGGCGGGCGAAGUGCUUCUUGACCUUGCAGGAGGGGGGGUGAGAAACGUUGGUACCGGAACUUUGGGCGGAUACGACGAGGGGAAUAGUAGUAGGACCAUGGCAUCGGACGAGUUUGAAAUGCGGCCGGGGCAACAACUAUCGCAACAAGCUUAGAAAAAGUUUGGGCUAUAGUGUA